Molecule: messenger RNA, 3024 nt
Organism: Exophiala dermatitidis NIH/UT8656
Lineage: Eukaryota; Fungi; Ascomycota; Eurotiomycetes; Chaetothyriales; Herpotrichiellaceae
Product: dipeptidyl aminopeptidase type IV dapB
Exons: 1
Coding region: 1-3024 (1007 amino acids)
Biological process (GO): proteolysis
Molecular function (GO): dipeptidyl-peptidase activity; serine-type peptidase activity
Source: RefSeq, a predicted model, not a curated record
AUGGGGACGCUUGGGCUGGCUGCGGCCCAGAGUCGCCAGGAAGCCCGCGAGGGCGCCUCAAUCGCAACAUCUGACAGUCCAUCCUUGACGAUCAUCACAGAUCUACUCACCCAAGAAGUUCCUCCGGUCUCCCCUCGAAGAAGGAUUCCGGCAUCUGCGCGCAGCAUUGACAGUGUUGUGUCGCACUUUGGAAACAUUCAUCGGUUAUGUUACGAUAACGAUCCUCCGUCGCAGUCGAGGUCAACCUCGCUCGCGUUCACUGGCGACAACUCCGCCUGCAGUUCCAAGCGGAUGCCGCCAGACACAACCAUGAAGAGAGUUGAUGAGACUAUCGAUGAAGAGAGGGAAGCCUUCAUUCCAGAAAAGGCGUCUGCUCCCAGCUCUGCAGACUCUCGUCCUUCUUUAGAGAGUUCCUCGAGUGUAUCUACCACGUCAUUAGUUCUGGAGAACUUGAACACAAUCAAGCCCGUCACAGACCCAUUGCAGCCGUCGCAAUACCGGGACAAUGAUAGCGACCUGGAAUUGCCCCGAAGCAAUGACAAAAGGUACGCGGCUGGCGGACAGCAUAUAUCGAGAGGGUUGCGGCGGGCACUAUGGAUCACCGCGCUCGUGGCCAUUAUUGGUUGGGCGUUUGCUCUGUUCGUCUUUUUGGCAGGUGGUCAGUUCAAACACGCGUCCGCGUUGGACUAUGACCAUGAAACACCUAUGAAAGGCUCGGGAAAGAGGAUCACUCUCGAACAAAUACAGAAGGGACAAUGGCAGCCGCGGUAUGCCUCCAUUGCCUGGGCGGCUGGUCCCAACGGCGAGGAUGGCCUUCUUCUGGAGAUCAACCAACCGGGCAAGGAUUAUCUGGUUGUUGAGGACAUCCAUAGUCUCAAUUCUUCAGCAAGAAGCACUUCCGGAAACACGACUUUGCUCAAGAGUGGAUGGAUCCAAUAUAAUGGAACGCAAGUGUGGACCGACGACUUUUGGAUUAGUCCAGAUAUGAAGCACGUCCUCCUUAUGGCGAAGAGAGAGAAGGUGUUUCGGCACUCCUUCGUCGGGCUUUACUUCAUUCUGGAUGUCGAGACGCAGAAAGUUCAGCCCUUGGAUCCAUCUUUGCCGGAUGCCCGGAUUCAACUCGCGCAGUGGUCUCCUCAGAGUGACUCUGUGGUAUUCACAAGGGACAACAAUCUCUAUUUGAGGUCUUUGCAAUCCGAUAAAGUCACCGCUAUCACCAAUGAUGGGGGUCCGGAAUAUUUCUACGGUAUUCCUGACUGGGCAUACGAAGAAGAAGUCUUCGGCACGAAUACAGCCACUUGGUGGGCGAGGGAUGGUCGCUAUCUUGCCUUCCUGCGCACAAACGAAACGGUUGUGCCCGAAUAUCCUGUCCAGUAUUUCCUAUCAAGACCCAGCGGAAAGAAGCCCGUCGAAGGCCUGGAGAAUUACCCUGAAGUCAAGGAGAUCAAAUACCCGAAAGCGGGAGCACCAAACCCGGUGGUUGAUAUGCUGUUCUACGAUAUCUCUAGGGGGCAGGUUUUCACGGUGGACAUUGCCGGCGGUUUUCCCGACGAGGACCGCAUCAUCUUCAACACUGUGUGGGCAGACAAUGGCAAAGUGUUAGUGUCCGAGUCGAAUCGGGAAAGUGACCGUGUCAGAGUGGUUUUGGUCGAUGUUAACACACGGACCGGACAGACUGUUAGGACAGUUGACCUCAGAGACGUUGACGGGGGUUGGAUCGAACCUACACAACACACACGAUAUAUCCCAGCAGAUCCGGCAAAUGGUCGACCUUUCGACGGCUAUGUUGAUACUGUUGUUGCCGAGAACGGCAACCACCUGGCCUAUUUCUCUCCCCUGAACACUUCAACGCCUGUCAUGCUUACGAAGGGGGAAUGGGAGGUGGACGGCGGACCAGCUGCGGUUGACUUGAAGAACAACUUGGUAUAUUUUGUCGCUGCCAGAGAAGCGCCAACGCAGCGCCAUCUAUACAGCGUAAAGCUUGAUGGAUCAUCAAUGCAGUCGCUUGUACCGACCAGUGAAUCCGGGUACUGGUCAUCCAAGUUCUCUACUGGGGCAGGCUACAUCAGCCUGUUCUACGAGGGCCCAGGAAUCCCUUUUCAGAAGGUUGUUUCCACUCCUGUCAAUCCAGAGAAAAUUGACCAGGUCAUGGCGGACAACAAGGCCCUCGCCCAAAUGGCCUCCUCACACGAGUUACCUCAGCAGAUUUUCCAGAACGUCACUUUCGACGGAGAGACACUCCAAGUGGUCGAACGGCGUCCGCCCCAUUUUGAUCCGAAGAAGAAAUAUCCCGUCCUCUUCUAUUUGUAUGGCGGCCCCGGAUCACAAAUGGUCAACCGCAAAUUUCACGUCGACUUCCAAUCUUACAUCGCAGGUGCUCUAGGCUAUAUUGUUGUGACGGUCGACGGUCGAGGAACUGGAUACAUCGGCCGCAAAGCCCGCACGAUUGUCCGCAACGAGCUUGGCAAGUACGAAGCUCACGACCAGAUUGCCACGGCCAAGAUGUGGGCACAGAAGUCGUACGUCGAUGCCUCGCGCAUGGCCAUCUGGGGCUGGUCUUACGGCGGGUUCAUGACCCUCAAGGUUCUUGAGACCGACGCGGGCGAGACGUUCCGGUACGGUAUGGCUGUUGCGCCUGUUACCGACUGGCGCUUCUAUGACUCCAUCUACACCGAACGGUACAUGCGCAUGCCGCAGCACAACGCCCAGGGGUACGACAACUCGGCCAUCUCCAAUGUCACAGCCAUGGCCCAGAACGUACGGUUCUUGAUCAUGCACGGCGUUGCCGACGACAAUGUCCAUAUGCAGAACACGUUGACGCUGUUGGACAAGUUCGAUCUGGCCGGAAUCGAGAACUACGACGUCCAUUUCUUCCCUGAUAGCGACCAUAGCAUUUUCUUCCACAAUGCCAAUCACAUUGUUUGGGACAAGCUGAGCAACUGGUUGAUCAACGCCUUCAAUGGCGAGUGGUACCGCACGGAAGAUCCGAAGCCCAUUGAAGAAGGCAGCCUUGACGGAGAAUAG